AUGGCAUUGGCGAAUUCCAGACCUUUGCAGAUACCAACCUUAGAGAAUGAAAUUCUUCAUAACUCAAAUUCUCCAGUUUUUCAGUUGAAUUCAAUGGGGUUUACAACUAGGGCUGACACUAUUUCGAAUCCAGGCACGGACCUCAUCGGGAACCAGCCAGGCAUGACUCUUGAUGAUAAUAGCUUAUCAGGUUCUUCAUUAUCCUCAUCUCAGGAAAUCAAGACUUCCAAGUCUAGAAAGGACUUUGGCGCUCCUAAAAAAGAUAACCCACUAUUAGAAAUUUCUAAGCUAAUACCUGUUACCGGUGAGAGGCCAAAACCAGAUAAUAGAGACUCCCCUCUAGAUGAUGACGUUCUUCAUGCCGUUUUUUUAAUAUUAUGGGAAAUGGAUCCGAAUCAGCAAGGUAUGACCGUUAAACAACUAUGCGACUUACUUUUGCAAAAACAUCCAGAUAUGUCCAAUUUAUCAACCAAGUUAUCAAAUUUGAUAUCUGCGAAACUGAAUGCUUAUGUCAAAAAAAUUGAAAAAGGUGAAAAGACGUUAAUUUACGCUUUAUCGAGGGAAUGGUCUAAUUCAUCUCCUAGAAGGAUGCUUUAUAUUUACAGAGGUAUAUUAUCUCCUGAUUAUAAAGAGCAUGCUCAAGCUGUCACAUUGCAACUCAAACAGCAAUUAGAAACAUCCGGUGAUGUAAGCGACUUCAAUUCAAAUGGCAAGAAAAAAAGGGAGUCCAGCAGUAACCAACUAGCUAACAAUGAAAGUUACUCAAGUUCGAUGACUGACAUGAAAAAUACGUCUUCCAACAGUUCCUUUUCAAAGAACUUGAAUGUAGGAAAUUUGGCCUUUUCAUUAAGCCCAGAGUUCAACAUACCUUAUUCAACGUCUCCAGUGUCACUAAAUCUUUCUCCAUCAAUGAAUAACAAUCAACAGCAAUUACUGACACCUAAUUCGGUAUCGAAGAGUAAGAACAAUAAUAAGAAAAGAAAUUACACCGAUGAUAAUAUUACUGACUCGAUGAGCGAACCAAAGAAGACCAAAACCAAUAAAGCAGGCAAACAAACAAAAUCCCAACCAUUAUCCGUUUUAUCAACCCCAAAAAAGGUUUCUUCUUCUACAUCUUUAUCUACAUUUGUAAGUUCCAAGAAUGUUUCGCCAGAUUCUUCUCUUUCGCAUAAUGCGUCUUCAAGUACUUAUGUUACUGCUGCUGCUGCUACACCAAGGCUUUCUAAGCUAUUGCCAAAAAAUGGGUUUAAGAAAAGUUCACGCAGUUCUUCCGAACUGGCUGCUAUUCAUAAAGUAAUCUCCACACAGACUCCAAUUGAAAGUUCUUCAGAGAGUUCUGUCUACAAUAGUAGUGGUAGCAGUUCACCAGUUAACAGCGCUGCUGCUUCUUCUUCCGCUGAAUCUUUGUCCGACAUCAAUUCCAGUCAGGAUAGUGGAAGAGAAUCAAACCCAAGUUCCCAAGAAUCACGAAACGAAGUUACGAAUUGGAUGAAAAUUGUGAGAAAUGGAUUUUUGACCCAUGAUAUUGAAUCUCCUGAAUCAAUCACAUUAGAUGACCUAGAAAAUAUAUUCAAUUGA
Messenger RNA from Saccharomyces paradoxus, 1578 nucleotides. RefSeq names its product Gds1p (gene GDS1). The transcript has a single exon. The record is from RefSeq and is a predicted model, not a curated record. Lineage: Eukaryota; Fungi; Ascomycota; Saccharomycetes; Saccharomycetales; Saccharomycetaceae. Bases 1 to 1578 code for a protein of 525 amino acids.